Xenia sp. Carnegie-2017 is the source of this 1869-nucleotide messenger RNA. RefSeq lists its product as uncharacterized. The transcript is spliced from 2 exons. The record is from RefSeq and is a predicted model, not a curated record. The coding region runs from base 87 to 1025 and encodes 312 amino acids. Gene Ontology annotation, molecular function: S-adenosylmethionine-dependent methyltransferase activity. NCBI's taxonomy places the organism in Eukaryota, Metazoa, Cnidaria, Anthozoa, Malacalcyonacea, Xeniidae.
AUACAAGUGUGACUACUUCCUAGAGGUAAGACACGGACCACGAAAAGAAUCAUGUUACUGCAACCAAAAUGUAAUGUGGUGGCAAAAUGCUUCAUUUAAAGCUACUAAGAUGCGUUUCUGACGGCCCACACCCGAGAUGCGUUGUCAGACGAGUGAACUUUCGACAAGUUAAAUCAUCAACUUCAAUGUACUUAAAAUGGUUGCAGAAUGUGAAUGAUGCUUCUAAGGCAUGGUCUCAUCCCAAGAUCUCUAGUUUGUACGAAAAGACUCGUCCAGAUUACAAUCUGGAUUCGGUGAAAUAUCUUUUGGAAAAAGUAGGCGCUUUAAAGCAAUAUUCUGGUCUUGAACCCUUUACCAUUGUUGAACUUGGUGCAGGUACUGGCAAAUUUACAAGAGCCGUUCUCAAAGUGUUAAAACAACAUAGUGUUCAAAAUUUCAAAAUCAUCGCGACGGAACCACUAAAAUCAAUGUGUGAUAUAUUCAAAGAAAUGGUACCUGAAGUUGAAAUAAUACAAUGCUCUGCAAGUGAUUUAUCAGAUUUUCCUGAUCACAUGAUAGAUACAGUAUUAGCAGCUCAAUGCUUCCAUUGGUUUUACUCUGAAGAAAAAGCAAUCAAGGAAAUCCACCGAAUUUUGAAGCCACUUGGAACUUUGGGUCUCAUAUUUUAUUAUCCUGAUCGAUCCGUUCCAUGGAUCAGAAGUAUUGAAGAAAUGCUCGAUCCCAAAUAUACGGCGGUCGGACAAAUUAAUACUUACGAUGAAAAAAUCCUUACUCCUUUGCUCAAUGUUGGGUUUUGUGAGGUAGCAUCUGAUGUUUCUGCAUUUAUGUGUUUUCAAGAGCUCGACAGAAAAGACCUUAUGGAGAGAUACAAAACAAAGAGUGUUGUUUCUGCUUCAAAUCAAGAUGAAAAAAUGAGAAUACUCGAAGCCAUCGAAGAAAUAUUGACAACAAAUGCGAACACGAAGUAUGAUGGGAAAUAUUUUUUUGAUUAUGUGAUGAAAAUUCACUGCUUUCAAAAGUUUUGAAAAAAAGUGAAUUGCUCUUUAAUACCAUUGGAUUAAAGUGACACGAGGGUCCAUUUAUUAAAAACCUCCAUACAUUUCCAUUUUAUCCCUAGUAGUGGAAAUUACGUCUUGAAAUCAUUUUAUAAAGCAAUCAUUUUGUGGUUUUGAUGGCAUGAUGCACACACGUGGUAUUGUUGAUCGAGGUCAAGCAUGUCCAGGAAAGUUCGUCUUUGGCUCAUGUUUCGCUGGCUUUUGAGCAUGGUUUUCAUUUGUUUUCAGAAAUGUGCAGUUAAAAUGACACUUUUUGUCGCUUGUUAGAAAAAAAAAGUGCCGCAGACUCAGAAAAUGUAAAAAGUUAAUUAUAUGCGAUCAAACUUAAAAAGCCUAACCCUGACCCUAACCCGAGUCUUUGGAAACAACAAACAUUUUUAAGUGUUUGCCGGAAAUAUACUGAAGUGAAGUUCCGACGUAAGAAAUGAUGUCAUGUCAUUUGGUAGUUGGAAAAGAGUAACGACCGUCAAAAUUCCUCGAAGCUUUGAACCAUUUCUAACAGUAAUGAUGAAACGUCCUUCAAGGCUACAGAGGCUACGGCUCAGCAGUGGCAGAUUACUCAGUAGGCUAAGUAUAGGUUCGUCCGAAAAAUUUAGUAAAAUGGACAAAAAAAAGUAUUGCGUAGCACAAACUAUAGCGAUUUGGAUUUCAUUUUUAAAAUCUUUGGAAGAUAAAAAUUCCCUUAUAUUUUUACGUAUAAACAAUUAGUCCUUGUUGUUUUCAAUUACUUUUCUGCUAAUGACUUUUUCAUGCAAUCUAUUAGCUAUACCAUUUCCAAUUAUUUAUUACAGGAAAUAUAUUGUAACUUCAUAUA